AUGACUGCGAGGGAGACUGUUAACCAUACCAUUUAUGCACGCGCCUUUCACCCGGCCAUUGAUCUCCAGUUUCACGAACCUCCUUCCCGUCAGGCCCUAGAAUCCAUGAAACUUUCUAUGCUUCCUGUCGCUCCUGACUCUUUGACCAAACCACCUGCACGAUUGCGCAGUGGCCGGGAAUAUGUCUACCGUUGUCAUUCCGAUAAAAAUCCUUAUUUCAUCCGUCCUCCUCUGCUUUCCUGGCCAUGCUUUAACUGCACUUUGGCUGGUUUCCCUGAGGAGUGCAUUUUUGAGGGUGGAGUUGGCGAGGAGAUAUGUACGCGCUGUAGGUCCACUCGUCAUGGACAUUGCUCUGCACGCUGGGAUGCCAAUCAGCUCCAUCGUGCUGCUACCUUAUUGGACCCUCUCAUUCUCAGUGGUGAUGGUGCUAUUCGUCGUGGUGUUGACCGUAUCGAGCGUAUCGAGGUCGAGAUCAAGCUGCUCGCGAGGUCCCUUCAACUCUUGUAUGAGGACCGGCAGCAGGUUGUGGGUGAGCUUACUGAUGGUCUUGAUGCCAUUGCUUCUCGUGAGCAUGGUACUGAGAUCAUCGAUGCUUAUGCACAAGUCUCUGAUCUCCUCAAAUCUUUCUUGGUACGUCCUGGUUCUAAGGAUGCAUCUAUCAAUGGGGAUGCUGUGGUGUCUAGCUCUGACAGUGAGUAA
This is a messenger RNA of Guyanagaster necrorhizus, 699 nucleotides long. RefSeq lists its product as uncharacterized. NCBI's taxonomy places the organism in Eukaryota, Fungi, Basidiomycota, Agaricomycetes, Agaricales, Physalacriaceae. The record is from RefSeq and is a predicted model, not a curated record. The transcript is spliced from 4 exons. Bases 1 to 699 code for a protein of 232 amino acids.